Messenger RNA from Suillus clintonianus, 2040 nucleotides. RefSeq lists its product as uncharacterized. Bases 1 to 2040 code for a protein of 679 amino acids. The record is from RefSeq and is a predicted model, not a curated record. The transcript has 9 exons. NCBI's taxonomy places the organism in Eukaryota, Fungi, Basidiomycota, Agaricomycetes, Boletales, Suillaceae.
AUGCCUCCCAAGAAGAGGGCUAGACGUUCUACGGUCAAUGAUCAAGAUGAGCCAGCACCUUGUCGACAAAGCUCAAGAUCUAAUUGCGGUGUUGGCGGCCACGCAGCACAGCUCCAAAAAGCUGGAGAAGCUAUAGCAGCACCGGCGAGGAAUCGGAAAGGGCAAAAUGAUUACCCUGAGCUUGACGCCAGUGAUCCUGAAGAAAAUUCAAUGGCUCCUGCGCAGCUGCGUCAGGGGAAGAAAGGUGCUUCUGCAAAACCUCUGGCUGCAAAAAACGCUACCAAGCAAAAACCUGCAUCCACGACACCUCCAACUACGAGUAAAAAUCUUAAGCGAUCAUCUCAAAAGUCCGGCGACAAUGUGAGGCAUCAUUCAGCCUACACUUCUCCUCGUCCAGUGCUACGUACCAGUUGCUCUUCUGACAGGUUCGGAUUUAAGGCACCUACAUCUACUACCAGUGUACAUCGUAUCGAGAGGGCAUCUCAGUCAAGCAAUCGCAGAAUGGCCACACAGGAGGCAAACGAACGAGACAACAACAACAAUAGAGAGGAUGGAGCCGAGCAAGAUCAGCAUUUAAACGACAGCGAGAAUUCCGGUCAACGCUUAGGUGCACCGUCUGAAGACGGUGGCGAUGACGAAGGGGAUUUAGACGGAGGGGAUUUAGAUGGAGGGGGUGGAGUGGAUUCAGAUGGAGGGGAUCUAGGUCAAGAGCGUGACUGGGAGGACGAGCCUAUGAAUGUGGAGGGCCAUGAUAAUGUACUCUCAUCUAUUCGAUCGAGACUUAUGAUGUUCUCGAACGUCAUCAAGCGCAGAACGGACAACGCAAGGCUCCCUCGCCAUCAUAUCUUUCAAAAGUUACUCACUCUAAGUCUCCUCACCAAUGCCCAUCUCGACGUAACGACCGCUCGAAAUCUCCUCGUCAACGCCUGUCUCAACGUAAUGGCCGCUCGGGAUCUCGUCAACAUGCGCCAUCUGGGGGUGCCUCUUCCGUUCAAGCGCCACCUUCUCGACGUAGACGCUCGCUGCCUCAUUCGCAUAAGUCUUCCACUCGCUCCAGGUCUCCACGCCAACGCUUGUAUCAUCAAACACUCUCCGUUGCGGACUCGUUCUGACCAUGCAACUACUCCUAGUCGUUCACGCUCUCAUAGCCCUACGCCCGCUGGUGCUCGCCGCACACGAAACGUCAAGACAAACCAAGAGAACCCUUCCAAGCUUGGGUUUUAUCCGGCUUGUUGGCAAGGAUUUCUGCAGGCAGCAAAGUUGCAGAUGCGAUUGCAAGCUAUUCUCACCCAUCCCAUUCCAAAACACCAGGAUGCCGUGCAACUGGCACAAGAAGUCUUGGACGCUGAGUUGUGGCUAUGCCACCAGAAGAAGCUCAAAUUUGAGAACGGCUACUUUCCGGAAUAUAGCCCACAGAUGUGCCGGCUGCUUUGCGAUGAUCUCUUCACGUUCCGUACAGAGCUUAAGAAGGUUGUCAUCUCCAUCGCCAAAUUGUCGUACGACAUCUUCCCGAAGGGCACUGCAAUGCUACCAGAGCAAAUAAAGAAACAUAUCGUCACAGCUGCCACCGCACUGCUCAAGACCGGUGAUUACCUCCGGAUCCCUGAUUCGUCUAAUGUAGUGCUACUCACUGUUUUCUCUCGCAGGGCAAAUUCAAGAAUUUUGUAUCGCAGGCUCUCAAGGAUGUGUCUCGAGUUCUUCUACAGCAACAGCAAGAAGGCGCUGAAGAACACGGACGACUUCCGCCAGACAAUUCCCAUCAAUGCUCUCAUUCUCGUGGCGGCGGUCAUGAAGGGCGUUAUUUCUGGAUUCAGCGACACCGGCAGCGACAAAGUUCCUCAACUCAGCGCUGAUAGAUGCAGGACCGACUUCGACAAGUUGCAGAAAUCCGUCAACACAUUGCUCGACAUCCCGGAACGUCGUGAAGAGCUCGAAGAAAUGUUGGAGCAAUGGGCUAAGAUUGGUAUGGGCGAAUUUGAUUGGCAUGCAGAUGGGAGUGGUGCAGGCAGUGACGCGGGGGACAUCAAUAUCAUACUUUAA